Messenger RNA from Lucilia sericata (common green bottle fly), 3165 nucleotides. RefSeq lists its product as uncharacterized. The transcript has a single exon. The coding region runs from base 511 to 2715 and encodes 734 amino acids. Lineage: Eukaryota; Metazoa; Arthropoda; Insecta; Diptera; Calliphoridae. Gene Ontology annotation, molecular function: sequence-specific DNA binding. The record is from RefSeq and is a predicted model, not a curated record.
AAAAGAAAAAACGAAGUGAUCGAACGUGUUCUUGUUGUUUUGCCGCUGUUUGUUUCGUUUCACACCUCCAAUCCCGCACCUAUUGAAGACGUUCACACUUUUUCAAAAGAAAAACAAUUAGAAUCAGUGAAAGAAUACAAAACAUUUUAUACUUGUGCUCAUUCACACUAACAGACACAGCGUCGACAGCCAACAAGUACGAUGUUGUUUCGGUAGCAGAUAAAAAAUACAUAAUACAGCAAAACAACUAGAACGAGUCUUCGAAAUAGAACGCAUUACACUUGUGAUUUGGAUUUUAAGGUGUUCAGUCAUUCACAUAUACAAAAAUAACCGUCGGAAUGUAUUCAAAAAUAUAAAAGUACAUAGUUAGUGAAUGAAAAAGCAUAAAAGCUAUAUAUAAUAUUUUAUUUAAUAUUUGAAAUAAAAACAAUGAAAAAAGUUAUUUUUUGUAAUCGGAAGUGACUUAAUUUUAAUAUAAAUAUAUAAUUAACUAAAUACAAAUAAAUAAAAAUGGAAAAUGAUCAUCAAAUAGUUAAAAAAAGUGACAAUAUUCUUAAAACUAAAAGUGGAUCUUCGAAACUUAUUUUAAGUAAUGAAAAUAAAGAAGAAUUAAAUAUGGAAACGACGUAUAAUAAAAAUGUACACACUUCUCAGGUUUCAUUGCCAAGUAUCAAAGGAAUUACUACUAGUACUACUAAUAAUAAUUCGCAUAGUCCGAAAAUGGGAUCCAGACGAAUAUUUACACCACAAUUCAAGCUGCAAGUUUUAGAAUCGUAUAGAAAUGACAACGAUUGUAAAGGAAAUCAACGAGCUACAGCCAGAAAAUAUAAUAUACAUCGACGACAAAUUCAAAAAUGGCUUCAAUGUGAGUCUAGCCUCCGUUCCUCAGUUGCGAAUAUAAAUCAUACAUCAAUAAAACACCAAUUUCACAAUGUCAGUAUGCAACAGCAACAACAGUCAAAAAUUAUUGGAAUUACCACAAAUUCAGUGAGUAAUAGUUCAUCAUACACAUCAAGUCAACUACAUUCUACACAUUUAUGCCUAGAUUCAACAAGGGGUUCUGUUCCUCUUAAUUCUAUUAAAGUGCCAUCGUUAUCUUCUUGCGUAAAAACACCCACAUCUCAGGGAUCCCACGAUAUUUUCGAAGCUUCAAAUUUGGCUGCUGUUGUUGCUGCUGCAGCGGGAUCUAUCGCUAUUACUAGCUCUUCUGAUACAUCAUCAACAGCAGUUGUAUCUCCUUUACGACCUUCAGUGACUAUUAUAUCAAAUAGAAAUACAAAUGCGCCAAUAUCACCUUUACUUCACCAUCACUAUGGAAUCCCAUCAUACAGUACUAUGUCUUCUUCUGCUACGGUGCCGAUAUUAGCACAUCAUCUAUCUAAUCCGCAGCAACACAUGCACCAGCACACCCACCCAUCACCUCAGACAUCUUACCAGUACCACAAUAUGGCAUAUUCUCCAACAUUAUCAAAUCUUCAAACAGAGAAACAGCAGAAUUCUUCAUAUUUUACGCCAAUAAGUCUCGCGAGCAUCCAACCACCACAAGUUUUAUCAUCGGCUUCCUCUGUAACCAGCAGUUAUUUAGAAGAUACUGAAGUUACAAACAAAUUGGAUUUGAUGCCAAUGGGAACUAAAACAUAUCCUAAAUUUGUGUCUGAUAAAAAUGCCUUUUUGUGUAAUAAUAAUCAGUUUCAUGUCAGUUAUGAGUGUCCCGAGUCCGCAGAGGUAAUUAGCACUUCUAAUAUCAGUGUUCCAUUCAGUAUCAACCAAUUAAAGGAAAACACGUCAUAUUCCACUGCAUACUCCUUUGGCCCAAUGGAUUUAUCAGUUCGACAUCGUCGAGAUACUAAAUCUAAAUAUGUUAUGAACACAAUAUCCGGCAUCCAUAACACGGAUUUUAAACAAACGGAAAUUCCUGAAAGAAAAGUUUGGAAUGAUAAGACAGGUGUAGUUGAUUUGACAUACCGUAAAAGAAGAGUUCUUAAUAUUCCCCAUUCAAGCGAUGACGAUUGUAAAGAUGAAUUAUCCGAUAAACAUCCGAAAUUAUCCGAUAUUUCAUCUACAAACUCCUAUGAAGACGAUGAUAUUGAAAUUGAAGUAGGAAUCGAAGAAAAAUUUCCACCAUCGUCGAAGCCAGUAAAGCUUUUUAAACCAUAUUUGCUAGACGAGUGUGAAAGCAAAGACAACAACGUUAAUAGUAAUAAUAUAAAUAAAUUUAGCAAACAUGGACAAAGCGAACAGUUAGAACAAAUUUUAACCAAUAGCUCUGCAAAUGGUAAUUCCACAACAAUAACUAAUAGUUCUAAUGAAGUUUUUGUACAUGCAAAAACGUUUCCAGAAGUCGUGAAGGAAAACAUUAAUACUUGUGGAGAUAGUACUAAUUUUCUUGUAGAAUCUAGAUGUGAAAGUCCAAGAAGUGCCUGCAGUCCAGCCACCUCUGUCCCCACAAUGUCACCAAUUAACUUUCAGUGCCCUAAAGGUUCACCAGCAUCUUCAGGCUAUGAAAGUUCUACGUCUUCUUAUAGUGAGUCAUCUUCAUCUUCCAGAAAUGAGACAUUCACGUAUGGGCAAACAUACUGCGUCAACCUUCAAAUGCAAUCAAUCUAUAACGAAAAUAUACAUGUCAUGCAUCCAUCAAAUAACGUACAAAGAUGGUUGGAAAAAGAUGGUUCUAAACCGUUAACAACUAAUUCAUCUAUAGCAUUAUUGGUAUAGGUAUAUAAAUUCACUAGUUAAUAGUUGAAGUACAUACUAUAUAUAAAUCAAUAAAAUCUUAUUAAUAUUUUUGAACAUUGCUUUGAUUCGUUUUUAAUUUUAAUAAAAGCGUUUAAAAACAUACGUAAAUACACAUUAAAAUAUAAUGAAAAUUUUUUUGGUAUAUUAAGUUAAAUUUUUUUCUUAAAAAGAAAAAUACAUAUUGUAAUGUUUAUUUAUUUAAAAGAAAGCUUUAAUUAAGUCAGUCUUGGAAUAAUUUGGCGAUUAAUUGUGAUAUAAAUUGAAAUGUUGAAAUUAAAAAAAACAUUAUUAUUAAAUUUUAAAGAAAAAAGUCUUAAUUAUAUGUAGUUUUAAAAAAGUUAAUUGUAUUUUUAUAUGAUUUAGAUAACUAGAGUAUUGGUAUACAUGAGAAAAAUAUGUAUUUGAAAUAAAGAAUUCUAUUAAACAAUA